Molecule: messenger RNA, 4027 nt
Organism: Oncorhynchus gorbuscha (pink salmon)
Lineage: Eukaryota; Metazoa; Chordata; Actinopteri; Salmoniformes; Salmonidae
Product: oxysterol-binding protein 2-like
Exons: 14
Coding region: 1004-3223 (739 amino acids)
Cellular component (GO): membrane; cytosol; intracellular membrane-bounded organelle
Molecular function (GO): cholesterol binding
Source: RefSeq, a predicted model, not a curated record
UUCCCCUACUUCUUCAGGGGGGCAACCUGUGGGGUCUGACACCUACAAAGGCUGGCUGUAUAAAUGGACUAACUACUUGAAGGGCUACCAACGCCGGUGGUUUGUCCUUAGCAACGGCCUUCUGUCAUAUUACAGGACUGCCGCUGACUGGAUGACGUUUGUUUGUCGCACACUGCCGUGCGUGAAAAGCACAGGAGCCCGGCUGUUUCUGAGAUACUGGAAUCAGCGCGUAUGGCACCGACAAUCAUACCACGCUCUGUCGCUUAGGUCACUCGUUUUGUCCAUUCUAGCCAUACUGUUCACAUUUUUGUGAACAGGAUGGUGUAACUAAUAAACUGACCAAUGAGUCUAUAUUCAUGGUUGCAUACAUGAUGACAUUUGCACAUUUCAUGUAGAUAAUUGUUAUAGAUGAAGCUGUGAAUAAUAUUUUAGGUGAGAUUCAUAUUGGAAGAGCUUUUCUUUUGUGGGUGGGGGGUUAUUUUACAGGAAUGACUGUCAGCGCGUACGACACUGCAUAUCUAUGUAGCAACCUACGAGACCCACCUAGGGCGUUACAUUUCUUUAUGAUGUAUAAGAUGUCUGACAUGUUUUAUCUGAUGCUUUUAGAACGUGUGGUCCUCUAAUUCAGUAACGACCUUCACAGUUGUUAGGCACAGUUCCCUAAAACCAGUUAAGAGGGAUGUCAGCCAGACUGUUAGGCACUCAUUGUGAGGUAUUUGUCAGAGGUGUGUGUAGACACACUUGGACAACACCACUUUCCCCGGCUGCCCUACAGUGUUUGAUGGGAAUGCAUGACUGCUCUGCCAUGUGUGUUUAUGUCACUGAACUCUUUGAGUACCAGCACAGAAUAAAGAGUUAAAUGCCCUGGCAUAACCAACGCAUGCACAUUACACUGACAUGCACACACAAAUACACUGCCAGGCACUCACAUCGGCUAUGCUCAAGUAGGUGCAGGUGUAACAAACCAUGAGAUACUGUACUCCUAGGAAAUAUAAAUAAAUGCAUGUGUGUGUGGCUGGAUUUGUGUGGUGUGCAUGUGUGUGUGCCGUGUUGUGACAUUUCUGUCUCUGUAGAACUAGAUUUAGUCAGCAGACUCUUCCCUUGUCUCUGUGUGUGUACGUGUGUUGGUGUGUGUGCGUCUCUGUGCAUUAGGACUCAGGCAGAGAUGGCCCACACUUGCCGUGGCACCAUCUCCCUGACCACGGCACACAUUGAAGUGGGUGACGCGUGCCACCUGGUGCUAACCAGCGGAGGGCGGAGCUACCACCUGAAGGCCACCUCAGAUGGGGAGAGUCAGCGCUGGGUCUCUGCCCUCCAACAGGCUAAGGCCAACGCCAGUCACAUGAUGCACCAAUCGGAUGACUCUGGAGACGAGGCCCCUGUGCCCCAGCCUGACCGAGCCCUGACCCAGGGGGCUCUGAAGACCCUUGCCAGUAAGCUGGACGACCUGAGCACCUGCAACGAGCUAAUCGGCAAGCACGGCGCCGCCCUGCAGCGAUCCCUCAGCGAGCUCGAGGACCUGCGCACGGCCACUGACGGCACCGACAAACUCAAGACUGUCAACGAGCGUGCCACACUCUUCCGCAUCACCUCCAAUGCUAUGAUCAAUGCCUGUAGGGACUUCCUGGACGUAGCAGAGACACACAGCCGGAGGUGGCAGAGAGCCCUGCAGUAUGAGAGAGAACAGCGUCACCACCUGGAGGAGACUAUUGAACAGCUAGCCAAGCAGCACAACAGCCUGGAGAGGGCCUGGAGAGAGGCUCCCAGCACACACCCAGACGGAGGUGAGAGAACGCAGGAGGGUGACGCCAGUGAUGAGAAUGAAGACACAGAGUUCUUUGAUGCCAUGGAGGACUCCCCUGCCUUCAUCACAGUGACCACCUCUGACCACACCCAGCACAGACGCUCCGGCAGUGACCAGAGUAUCAUGAGUGGAGGAUUACCCAAUAGUGAAUGGAGCCACAAUGAGAAUGACUCUGGCUCCAACAACGUCCAGCUGCAUAGAGUUAGACGGAGCCGCAUCCCAAACAAACCCAACUACUCCCUUAACCUGUGGAGCAUCAUGAAGAACUGCAUCGGCAAGGAGCUGUCCAAGAUCCCCAUGCCUGUAAACUUCAACGAGCCCCUGUCGAUGCUGCAGCGUCUAACUGAGGAUCUAGAGUACAGUGACCUGCUGGACCGGGCGGCUCGCUGCGAAUCGUCCCUGGAGCAGAUGUGCCUGGUGGCAGCCUUCUCUGUGUCCUCCUACUCGACCACCAUCCACCGCACUGCCAAGCCCUUCAACCCCCUGCUGGGGGAGACCUACGAGCUGGACCGGCUGGAUGACUUCGGCUACCGCUCCAUCUGCGAACAGGUCAGUCACCACCCCCCAGCUGCCGCCCACCAUGUGACGUCACAACGAGGCUGGACCCUGUGGCAGGAGAUCACUAUCGACAGCAAGUUCAGAGGGAAAUACAUCUCUGUAAUGCCAUUAGGCUGCAUCCACCUGCAGUUCCACUCCAGUGGGAAUCACUAUGUGUGGGGGAAAGUCACCUCCACGGUGCACAACAUCAUAGUGGGCAAACUGUGGAUUGACCAGUCUGGGGACAUUGAAAUAGUCAACCACAGGACCAAGGACACCUGCCACCUCAAGUUUGUCCCUUACAGUUAUUUCUCCAGAGACCUCUCACGCAAGGUGACAGGUGUGGUAGCAGAUAGCGAGGGCACGGCCCAUCACAUUAUGUCUGGUACCUGGGACGACAAGAUGGAGAGCGCCAAGAUAGUGGAGAGUAGCCGGGGAUGUGGAGGGUCAGAGGGCAAACAGAAGACCCUCUAUCAGACCCUCCAGCCCAAAGUGCUGUGGAAGAAAUACACUCUCCCGGAAAAUUCUGAGAACAUGCACUUCUUCUCCUCCCUGGCCCUGACACUGAACGAGCCUGAGGAGGGCGUGGCUCCGACUGACAGCCGCCUGAGGCCCGACCAACGGCUGAUGGAGGCGGGGCUUUGGGACGAGGCCAACGCCCACAAACAGCGUCUGGAGGAACGACAAAGGCUGGAGAGGAGGAAGAGGGAGGCACAAGCUACACAGGUCCUGGAAGAAGGCCAAGACAUCGAGGGCUUCCAGCCACUGUGGUUUGAGAGGAGGACAGAUGAUUCAACGGGGGAGAGCACUUACGUGUACAGGGGUGGAUACUGGGAGGCCAAAGACAAACAGGACUGGAGCCAAAGCCCUGAGAUCUUCUAAGGCUCCACCCUGGGACUGUGACAUCACUGGAGGGCAGAGCUGAGGGACUGAUGGACAAGCAGAGGGAGGGGUCCACAUGCUGCAAACACAUUGACAUGUGGCCAACUCUUUGUCCAUGUGUGUGUAUUUGUGUGUGUUCCAGAAAGACGGAGCCCUCCAUGCCAAACUUCAAGAACAUUCUCUGUCCCCAUCACUGACCAGUGUGUUUCGCAAACAUGGCCUCGUGCGUGCGUGCGUGCGUGCGUGCGUGCGUGCGUGCGUGCGUGCGUGCGUGCGCGUGCGUGCGUGCGUGCGUGCGGCAACAGAGUAAAGUUAGAGAGACAACCUAUUUGAGAUAUUUUGAUUAAGAGUUACAAAAUAGAGCUUUUGCAUGGAAACCCAUAUUUAUUUGAGGUGGUAUGUCUCGUGGUGCCUGGUGCCCCAUUGAUCUGGUAAUAAAGUAAUAGCUACCGUAAGUGUAUAAUAUUAUAGAAUAAUAUUGGGACAAUUGAAUGGAUAAGAAGGGGGGAAAGUGAAAGAGGUUGUGUUUUGGUUCUAGGAUGUCCUGUUCCAGUCUGAGCAACUAUCUCAAUAUAUACCAAGGGUACAAAACAUUAGGAACACCUUCUUAAUAUUGAGUUGCACCACCUGCUGCCCUCAGAACAGCGUCAAUUCGUUGGGGAAUGGACUACAAUGUGUCAAGCGUUCCACAGGGAUGCUGGCUCAUGUUGACUCCAAUGCUUCCCACAGUUGAGUCAAGUUGGCUGGAUGUCCUUUGGGUGGUGGACCAUUCUUGAUACACACAGGAAACUGUUAAGCAUGAAA